AUGUUGAAGCUUUUUGUUCAAAUUGUAGCGCUACUAGCUUCAGCGUCUUCAGCUAUAUCGACCACAAUUCCUGGCGUAGUAGGACCUGAUGUUAGCCUGGAGAAGGAUGCUGAGCUAUACGACGCAUGUAAAGCUGCUGAUCCAAAGCUAGUUUUUGCAGGCAUUCGUUACGGAGAAGGGCCGCCAGAAGUGGUUCAAUAUAAUCAAUGUGUCCCGUGGCGAAAGAACGGGAAAACAAUCGCGAACGCCGUAUUUUGCCAACCUGCAUCGUGCUAUGUAUUCGCGGACGAGCAUUGCUCAGAAGGACCUACUACGCCCGCACCAGUUGACGUUCCGGUUUCCGUCGAUUUUUUGAAUGCCGCGGAUUUCGUGGAAUUGCUGGGACAAAGCGCUUAUUGCUCCCCAAACGGACUUCCUCGCAUUAACACAUAA
Molecule: messenger RNA, 432 nt
Organism: Psilocybe cubensis
Lineage: Eukaryota; Fungi; Basidiomycota; Agaricomycetes; Agaricales; Agrocybaceae
Exons: 3
Coding region: 1-432 (143 amino acids)
Source: RefSeq, a predicted model, not a curated record